AGCUUAUUGCAUCGAGACCAGACGCCUUCAUCUUCAGCGGGAUCAUUAAGUGCAAAAACGUUGUAAUUUCUCACACGGGUCUUCCAUCGAGUAUACAUGUAGUCCGCCUGCGUGUGCAUGAAAGGCUGAAUGGAAUUCCCUUAUAUUUACUGAGCAACGCAGAGAUAGCCCUGCAAGUGGAAGCGCUUUUCAAUUUUGAAAUAGUUGGAUGCAUCACUUUCGAACCUGGACCCACAGGAAAUCUACUGAAAACGAGUUAUUCAACUGAUGGGCGCAAACUUUCACACCUUUUACAAAUCCUGUGUGAAGGAGAUGAGGGAUUUGAAUCGGCUAUCCUCCCACAGACUGGAGGCAAAUGAACCAUUUUACGAAGCCGACGAAUUGCUAUAUCUGGAAAGGCACGCCCAAUUGAUCUAUGAUCUCAAUGAACCCUAUUUACGCUGUGAAUACAAUGGAUAUAUUCAAAUGGAACAAUGUAGGUGAUGAGCUGGCCUGAAUUUCAGCAAUCAGAUUAUUGUUGUAACUCGUCAUUUUAUGCUCAUCAAAAUUUGCUUUCAGUU
This is a messenger RNA of Dicrocoelium dendriticum, 560 nucleotides long. Lineage: Eukaryota; Metazoa; Platyhelminthes; Trematoda; Plagiorchiida; Dicrocoeliidae. The record is from the annotation of a GenBank genome assembly.